This is a messenger RNA of Coturnix japonica (Japanese quail), 5814 nucleotides long. It is a transcript of the gene SAMD4A, whose product is annotated as sterile alpha motif domain containing 4A. Gene Ontology annotation, biological process: negative regulation of translation; regulation of mRNA stability; nuclear-transcribed mRNA poly(A) tail shortening. The record is from RefSeq and is a predicted model, not a curated record. Lineage: Eukaryota; Metazoa; Chordata; Aves; Galliformes; Phasianidae. Gene Ontology annotation, cellular component: P-body. Gene Ontology annotation, molecular function: translation repressor activity; mRNA binding; protein binding.
GCCCCGCGCCCCCCCCUUCUCUCCCCCUUAUUCCCCCCCCUCCCCAUUCCCCGCCAUGGCACGGCCCCCCCCACGCCUCUCUCCCCCCCCUCCCUCCUCUUCCAGCACCCCGAGGCCGGUGUGAAUGAGGUGUGACCCCCCCGGCCCGAUCCCGCCCGUUCCGUGCCUUGCCCGCACUCUCAGCUCGGGGCCGGCUCGGUGCACGCAGACUGCUGGGCUUCUCCUCGUUAUUUCGCCUUUUUUCUCCCCCCUUCCAUCUUUUUAAAUAUUUCUUAAUUUUUUAACCUCCCCCCCCCCCCCCCACCUCCCCCAACUCCCAUUUACUCCGCAUCGCCAUCACCAGCCCCGAAGAGAAACCGAGCAAACCCGAAGCUGCACCCUACACCCACCAACCAACCAACCCACCCACCCUCGCAUCGCAGAGGAAAUCCUCACCGUCACCCGUCUGUAUCACCCGGAGAGGGGGGGAAGGGGGGAGGUGGGAGAUCAGCCCACCUCUGUGCUGGGGGGCAGAGCCCUCCCCCUCGCCCCCCGGCCCUCAGCACCAUGAUGUUUCGUGACCAGGUCGGCGUGUUGGCCGGCUGGUUCAAGGGCUGGAACGAAUGCGAGCAGACUGUUGCGCUGCUUUCGCUGCUCAAACGCGUGAGCCGGACCCAGGCUCGUUUCCUGCAGCUCUGCCUGGAGCACUCGCUGGCGGACUGCACCGAGCUGCACGUCCUCGAAGGGGAGGCCAACAACCCCGGAAUCAUUAACCAAUGGCAACAGGAAUCCAAGGAUAAAGUGAUUUCCCUCUUGUUAACCCACCUGCCUUUACUGAAGCCCGGAAACAUCGAAGCAAAAGUCGAAUACAUGAAACUCUUGCCUAAAAUCCUGGCCCACUCGAUCGAACACAACCAACACAUCGAGGAGAGCCGGCAGCUGUUAUCCUACGCCUUGAUCCACCCGGCCACCUCGUUGGAGGACCGCAGCGCUCUGGCCAUGUGGCUCAACCACCUGGAGGACCGCACGUCAGGGACCUUUGGCAGCCAGGGUAGGGGCCGCUCGGACUCGGUGGACUACGGGCAGACGCACUACUAUCACCAAAGACAGAACUCCGACGAUAAACUCAACGGAUGGCAAAACUCUCGAGACUCGGGCAUAAGCGUCAGCGCUUCCAGCUGGCAGGACAAAAACCUGGCCUGCGAGAACGGCCAUCUGCCCCUCUACUCCUCCUCCUCCGUCCCCACCACCAUCAACACCAUCGGCACUAGCACAAGCACCAUUCUCUCAGGCCAGACACACCACAGCCCUUUGAAACGCUCUGUGUCCCUUACCCCACCCAUGAAUGUGCCAAACCAGCCUCUAGGACAUGGAUGGAUGUCUCAUGAGGACUUACGAGCUAGAGGACCCCAGUGCAUCCCUUCCGAUCAUGCCCCCCUGUCUCCACAAAGCAGUGUAGCCUCUUCGGGAAGUGGUGGGAGUGAACAUUUAGAAGAUCAGCCUUCCGCUCGUAACACAUUCCAGGAGGAAGGGAGUGGUAUGAAAGAUGUUCCAGCCUGGCUGAAGAGUCUCCGGCUGCACAAGUACGCCGCGCUCUUCUCACAGAUGACGUACGAGGAGAUGAUGGCCCUCACUGAAUGCCAGCUCGAGGCACAAAACGUUACCAAAGGCGCGAGACACAAAAUAGUCAUCAGCAUCCAAAAGCUAAAAGAAAGACAAAACCUGCUCAAAUCAUUAGAAAGGGACAUCCUGGAAGGUGGCAACCUGCGUGUCCCGCUGCAGGAACUACACCAAAUGAUCCUCACCCCCAUCAAAGCCUACUCUUCCCAAAUCUCCAGCCCAGAGGAGCACAGCCGGGACACGGACUCUCAUCACCCCCCAUCCCUGCUGGGCUCAGACAGCCAGGGCUCCGAUGGCAAGGACUCUGCAGCAGGGGCCAUGCAGCAGCAUCACCUGCCGGGCUGUGAGGGAGAGUCGGGGGGCGGCCCUUUGCCUGAAGGUGACCUGCCUGGACAGUUCACAAGGGUGAUGGGGAAAGUGUGCACACAACUUUUAGUUUCCCGACCCGAUGAAGAGAAUAUAAGCUCCUAUUUACAGCUUAUAGACAAAUGUCUAAUACACGAGGCGUUUACAGAGAUCCAGAAGAAACGGCUGUUGUCAUGGAAGCAGCAGGUGCAAAAACUCUUUAGGUCUUUCCCUCGGAAAUCCCUCCUGGAGCUGUCGGGCUAUCGGCAGCAGCGGAGCCGAGGCUUUGGGCAGUCCAACUCCUUACCAACAGCCGGAUCCGCCGGGGCAGGGCUGGGCAGGCGAAACCCCCGCCAGUUCCAGAUCCCCUCCCGCAACCUCCCCACCGCCCGCCUGGGGCUGCUGGGUCCCAGUGGGCUGCUGGGCACCCCACAGCGCAGCCCCGCUGCCAGCCCCGCCAUCCUCAAGCAAGGCAGACAGAACCUCUGGUUUGCCAACCCUGGGGGCAGCAACAGCAUGCCCAGCCGGAGCCACAGCUCAGUGCAGAGGACGCGCUCGCUGCCGGUGCACACCUCCCCACAGACCAUGCUGAUGUUCCAGCAGCCAGAGUUCCAGGUGCCGGUGACUGAACCUGACAUCAACAACAGGCUGGAGUCCCUGUGCCUGAGCAUGACGGAGCAUGCGCUCAGCGAUGGUGUCGACCGGACCUCCACCAUCUAGAGGAGGACAGCCUGAUGGCGGCGGUGCUGAUGGGAGAAGAACUGCUGCGGGUCCAGCGGAGAGGUCCGGGCACGGGAGCCUCAGCGACAGCUUGCAUCCUUUCUGUCUUUCUCUCUCUUCCUCUCUUUUCUCCUGUUUUAAUUCGGUGAACGUGUAGAUUGUCCUUGUGAACAUACCAUUAGACUUGGAAUUUGUGUUGUCCUUUCUUACAUCCGUGCUAUAAAUGAAAAGGGGGGAGGGGAGGGAAGGAGUGGGGGAGGGGAUGGCAAAGAUGGCAAAGAAAGAAACAACGCUGAGAAAAACAAACAGCAAAAAAUGCCUGGGGUUGUGGCAGAGAAGUGCUGUGGUUUCACCAUGGGCAGUGAAUGUCACCUGUGUGUGACCAAAGCCCAUAGGGGAGCAUUUACCAUAGGGGACCCCGCGGGUGCUGCCAGAUGCCCGGUCCUUGUCCUCAUCCCAUUGGGGCCGGGCUGUAGCCUAUGCAAAAAAAAAAAGUGCCCCUUGGGAUGGAUGGAAAUGGCGGCUUAAUUAUAAAAACCAAAACCAAACACACACACACAAAAAUAAGCAAAAACAAACCUGCCUUUCUGUUUUGCAAAGAGCACCCGACGCAGAGCUCCAUCCAUUGGUGCGGUGUCGUGGGGCGCCCCGUCCUGCUGCCAGGUUGUGUCUGUCUGUCCGGCCGCCAUCGAGGCAGCAGACAGUGAAGGGCCGGGGAUGUCGGUGAGGGGCGAUGCGGUGAGCAGUGAUGUCUGGGUAUCAUGUCUUGUGUGUGUGGUAGCGGGAAGGUGCUGCAUCCUGGGUUUGCACAUCUGCUCGGCCUGCCCAAACCAAUGGCCACCAGAUGAGGGGACGUUCUGGAAGAGCAGAGAACCAAAACUAAAAAAAAAAGUGGCAUAAAAAGUGUCAUGGAGGGGACAUGAAUGAUGGUGGCCACCCUUCAUGGCCUCAGUGGAGGAAAUGCAUUAACACCUAAAGAAAUCUGAAUGCUCAGUGUGGGAAGUGAAUGGCCGUGGUGCCCUCUGGAUGGGUUUUGCUGUAAGCACUGCAGUCUGUCCCUACUAAUGGAAUGCAGUGGGAUUCAGGCCCUACUCUCAUAUAUGAAGUGGUUGGGUUCCCAAUGUUGGCUCAACCCAUUACACCAAUGGGCAGCUCCAGUUGGGGUUUGCCCAGCAGUGCUGGUUGUGCAGCUCUCGGCAGAUGUACAAAUCCAUUGGCAAUGCAGCAUUUUUAAGUAGUUUUAUAUGCAUCUAUAUAUAUAUAUGUAUAGACAUAUAUAUAUAUAUAUAUAAAGAAGUGCCAAAUGCAAUGUUUUACGUUUGCUGUUCCUUGGUUUGCUGUUGACCAGGAGGUGUUGAGGCGAUGUUUAUGUGGGGGAGCGGAGAAAGGAGAAGCAAAGUAGGGAGUGCUAUGGGACAAGCAGGGCAGGGAGGUACGAGGAAGGCCCAAAAUCCUAUUUAUUCCUUUGCUGAAUAUAGAAACAGAGGUUAUCCGAUUGUUAAGAGAGCUUAUUUUGGAUAUAUUACACACAAACGUGCUAUGGCUGGUAACCAUGAUGGUGUCUGUUAUUAACAACCAACUAAUCAUUCGGGGUUUUUUUGUGUGUUGUUGGGGUUUGUUUGUUUGUUCUCUUUCUCAAAGCUUGUUUUCCAUGGGCAGUGUAUGGGUUAAUGGCUCUUCCGUCGUGUUUGCUGUUUCUUGUUGUUUUAAGUAAGGAAAAGUGGCUUCGGUUUCCAUUUUGGAAGUCCCUCCUGGCUCUGUCGGAGCCCUGCACUGAGUGCAGGUAACAGCAGAGCUCUUGUUCAAAGGAGCGAAUCCAAUCCUGACUAUUUAUGAGAAGACACAACACGUGCCAAAAAAAAAAAAAAAAGAAAAAAAAGAAAAAAAAUUUAAAAAAAAAAAGAAAAAACACUAAAAAAAAAAGGAAAAAAAAAAAAACCCCAAACCAGUUGCAUGAAUAAGGCUGUGAAGUCAAAUAUUUAGUAAUAACGCGGCAGUGCCUUUCUUUUUUGUAUUCACCCAUUUCCCUCCCCACCCCCCUUCAACACGUGCAACUGUUCCCUCCACCCGCGGCCCCGGCAGCUCCUGGUGCUGCUGCUGCCCCACACCCUGUACCCACAGCCCCGCUGGGGCAGCCCUAUUGGGGCCGCGACGCUGAGGAUAAGCCCAUUUCUUUUGAGGUGUCGCCGUCCCGCUGGGGAUGAGCCCUUUGCUGAGCCGGGAGAGGGGCAACCCGAUGCUUGUUGGCUCAUAAUGAAGUCUAACAUUGGGGAGGGGGGUCAUCCCGGUGCACCCCCCACCACGCUGUGAUCCCGCAUCGUAGGGUCCGGGUCAGCACUUGGCGUUGAGGAUUAAUGGUGUCACUUUCCUCCUUGGGUCGGGCUGUAUUUCGGAUGUGCCUGAUGGAUAAAAAAGUAGGUCCCGCAGACGUCGUUAUUUGCACACACACACACACACACACAUACACACACACAGAGCUACGAGAACACUAAAAGUUGCUUUUAUACGAGUCAUCAAGAGUUUGCAAAAGUGAGUUUUAUUUUUUGUAUUCCUUUAUCUUUACUUAAAGGUGAAUGUGUAUUCCUCUGGGAGGAAUAGGAAGAAAAAAUAAAAUAAAAAUUAAAUAAAUAAAUAAAACCACAACCAAACAGGAAUGUUAAUAAUGUUAAACAGAAUAACUUCCUCCCUUAUUAAUAUAUAACCCUUCUGUAUUUAUGCCUAUUGUAAGCUGGCUUCCAAGAGCUUUGACCUCUCUUCUGUUGCAUGCCGUUCCCGGGCAGCCCUUUAUUGUACAUGCAUGCCUUUAGUCCUGUUUCCUCUGUACAAAGUUAGUGCCCACAAAGAGAUAUUUUUGCCUAGUUCAUGUUGCCGAGCAAUGCCUAUUUUUUCAGCUCUUGUCAUAUAUGGAAAUAGCAUGUUUGUUACAUGUUACAGCUUCCCGAUAGCCAGAAAUACUCAUGUUUGGAGAUGCUGGUCUUUGCAAGUGUACAGUUUUCCAAUGUUGUUACCGGUGAAACACCCUCGUGAUUUCAACUUGCUCCAAUGUAUUUAUUACUCAUUUGCUCCCGUGUAACUAGGAGUCAUGGCUAUAUUUCAUAUCGACGUUAUAUUGAAAGUGAAGGGAGAUGAUUAAUACAAGGUUUUGUAACA